Messenger RNA from Strigops habroptila (Kakapo), 1345 nucleotides. RefSeq names its product SAM pointed domain containing ETS transcription factor (gene SPDEF). The record is from RefSeq and is a predicted model, not a curated record. Gene Ontology annotation, molecular function: DNA-binding transcription factor activity, RNA polymerase II-specific; sequence-specific DNA binding. Lineage: Eukaryota; Metazoa; Chordata; Aves; Psittaciformes; Psittacidae. The transcript has 5 exons. The coding region runs from base 20 to 1024 and encodes 334 amino acids. Gene Ontology annotation, cellular component: nucleus. Gene Ontology annotation, biological process: cell differentiation; regulation of transcription by RNA polymerase II.
GCCAGCGCUGAGCGGAGCGAUGGGCAGCGCCAGCCCCGCGCUGAGUGCUCUGCCCCCCGGCCGCCUUGCCUGGCCGGACGCUGCUGCACGGGACCCCCAUACCCGGAGCUGGGGCUGCUCGGGCAGCCCGAGCCCCCCCAACACCCCCCAGCAACCACUGCCCGCUGUCUGCCUGCACUACUUCGACAUGCUCUACUCUGAGGACAUCGCCUGGGCCACCAAGGGCAUGGGGGAGCCAUCCCAAAGCAGUGCCCAAGGUGGGCAAGGGGAGGCACAGAAGGAGCCGGAGCAAUGUCCCAUCAUCGACAGCCAGGGCUUGGGGCUGGGGGCCGAAGGGGACCUGCAGGCCAGCCUGCCCCUGGAGGAGCACUCGCUGGAGCAGGUACAGAGCAUGGUGGUGGGUGAAGUGCUGAAGGACAUCGAGACGGCCUGCAAGCUGCUCAACAUCGCCGCAGACCCCGCGGACUGGAGCCCUGGCAAUGUGCAGAAGUGGAUCCUAUGGACGGAGCACCAGUACCGGCUGCCGCAGAUCGGGAAGUCCUUCCAGGAGCUGUCGGGAAAGGACCUUUGUGCCAUGUCCGAGGAGCAGUUCUGCCAGCGCUCGCCUGCCUGCGGUGACAUCCUGCAUGCACACCUCGACAUCUGGAAAUCUGCUGCCUGGAUGAAGGAAAAAACCACCCCGGGAGACAUGAGAUACUGCGCAGGAGGUGAUGCUGGCUGGGCAGACAGCGAGGUGGACUCAUCCUGCACUGGCCAACCCAUCCACCUCUGGCAGUUCCUCAAAGAGCUGCUGCUGAAACCCCACAACUACGGCCGCUUCAUCCGCUGGCUCAACAAGGAGAAAGGCAUCUUCAAGAUCGAGGACUCGGCACAAGUGGCACGUCUGUGGGGUAUUCGGAAGAACCGCCCGGCCAUGAACUACGACAAGCUGAGCCGCUCCAUCCGGCAGUAUUACAAGAAAGGCAUCAUCCGGAAGCCCGACAUCUCCCAGCGCCUGGUCUACCAGUUCGUGCACCCGGUCUGAGCGGUGGCAGCGGCAGCUGAGCCCCAGCAGGGACAGGGGACCCUCGCUGCCUCCCUCUGCCUCCCAGCCACAGAAACCACCUGCCAGCGCCAAGGACCAGGGUGCUGGGAGGCUCCAUCCCGCAGGACCUGCUGCCAAUGGACCAUGGGACUCCUGUCACCACCCAGCCUCGGAGAGGACGGAUGAGUCCCCAGCUAAGGGACAGCCACCAGCGUGCCCUGGUGCGGGGCAGGGACUGUGCAAGCCCUCAUCUCCUGCAAGUGCUCCCAGGGGAGGGUAGACACGGGAUGCGGGACCGGAGCGGAGAUGUGGGGUUGAUCA